CGUUUGGUUUGGUGAUAUCUUCCUUUAACGUGGGAGAACACUACCUGCAACCUCCCUCCGCCCAUGCGCAGUAUCGUUCUUUCUCGCAAGUUACCGUUCCGUACGCCAUUAUCGUGGUCCGAGACAGGGACGGGAUUUGAUAAUGUCUACAGAUGGCUCUGGAGAAAGGAUUCCAGAAGCUCCUCGUAUUAUUGCUGUCGAAACAUCGUCAGUAGUAACAAACCUAGAUGAGUCCUCAAACAUGGAUGGAGGAGGGGAUGAUGAUGAUGGACCUUUGGCGAAAAGGAGACGGCUAGAGGACAGUGAACUCUGUGUGGAUCAGUCAAUAAAGCAAAUACUUUUUAACAUCAACAAAGCAAUCUGCAUGAGAUUGGAGACAAUUGAGAACAAAUUAGACACGUUAAGUCAAAGAUCUCGCACUGUAGAAGAGAAGGUGGAACAGCUACUAAUUCAAGCCAGACAGGCUCCAGGAGCAUCCCUGUCGCCCAACGCCACCGGCUCCAGGAGAGGGGCUGUCAUUGUUGGUCUUCCCCAGAAUGGAACACGGUCUGAUACAGAUGGUGAUGGCAGUGUGGAUGGAAGUGUUCAGAACCUUGGUCCUAAUGUCACCCUGAUCACACUCAAUACAGAAGAGGAUUACCCUAAUGGUGUGUGGCUUGGGGAGGAGUCUAACCCUGAAAUGAGGGUGAGAGUACCAAUAACACCAAGUGACCUUUUACAUGUGCACUCGAACUGCCGCACGCCUGAGAAGAUGGCACUGACAAUGCUAGAUUACCUGUUUGACCGGGAAACCCAGGCGUGUUCCAAUCUGUCCGGGAUGGGCAAACAUGGAAAGAAACAACUAGAUCCUCUUAUGAUUUACGGAAUCAGGUGUCAUCUUAUUCAUAGAUUUGGUAUAACAGAAAAUGAUUGGCACCGAAUAAAACAAAACAUUGACUCAAAGUGUCGCACUGCAUUCCGAAGAAAACAAAGAGGGAUGCCAUUGACGGUAAAAGCAUUUAGAGGAAAGGCGCCUCCAACUUAUGUAAAUAUUGGGUCACAUUUACCGGGAGAGCUAGGUUGUCAGAGCGAUGAGGAUUCAAUCAGUCACGAAGACUCUGAGUUACAUAUCCAUCAGGCUGAAGUGGACAGUAUCCAGCAAGCCGUGUCUACUAUGCAAGGGGAGGCAAUCCAGCAAGGAGAGAUACAAAUACUCCACGCCACUCCGGAACAAAUAUCCCAGCUACAGCAAGCUCAUCAUAUACAAAUACUCCAGGGAGAUCAAGUCAUAGGGCAAAUACAGCAAGGGGAUGUGGCAGCAUUAGGGGAUGGCAUCCAGGUUGCUACGGUAACGACAGACUCAGGAGAAGUUCUACACAUACAGCAGGCACCUGCAGUAGUGCCGGAAGUGACAGAGUAGUGGUUGGACUUACCUCCCUUGUUGUACAUAUUACCAUGGAAGGCAGCACAGUCUUCAUUGUUCAUUUGGCUGUUCAGCAUUCAGCUUCGGAGAGAACUAUUUUUUCCUUUGAGGGACUGUGUAACAAUUGGAAGAAUACAAAUUGUGCACUUUUGUUGUUGGAUCCUCCAGUUCAUCGUUUGGAAAGCAACUUUUCAAUAACUGAGUGAUGAGUUGGUGAAUCAGGUUGUCUGUGUCUGUGUCUGUGUCUGUGUCUGUGUGUGUGUGUGUGUGUGUGUGUGUGUCGCUCAGGCCUACUGGUGGACAACAGAAGACAAUAAUGUUUGGGAAUAGUACCGGCAUUACCAAGUUUGCUCUCACGCGGAAAGUCGUUUAAUAUAUAUGUUAAUCAUUUAAACAUGAAUCUUCACCUUGAACUUCUGUGAAAUUAUAUAAGAUGAACAUGAAAAGGGAAAGUUUUGAAAAAGCUUUGAGUCAUUAAAGUUUCAAUAAAUGAACUCAGAUUCAGUUAAACAUUUACCUUAUCUUCAGAAUACAGCUUGAAUAUCAGAUUGUGAUGGUAUGACAACUGUCAAUCCUAAAGACUUCUGUUGGCAUGCUAAUGGAACAUUGUUCAAACAUGUUUGCCUUGGAGGAGGUUUGCAGUCAACACUAUCCCUAUGACCAGUCCUUCCACAAAGUGAGUUUAAGGUUUUGACUGUUUUAAGUCAAUGUUAAAGGAAGGAGUUGUGAUAAGUCUGAGCACUCUGAUUUCAUUGUGGGAUGGGCCCUGGUCAAAGAGGGAUGAGGGAAUUGUUUACAGGUUCAUUCAACUUCGCACUCAUAAAUAUUCAGAGAUAAUCUUCACUUUUUAUGAUAUGGCUUGUUGAAAUCAAUUUCUUGUUCUCAUGACCAUUCAAACCUUGAAUUGCCCCACCCCUAAUUAUUCAUGUUUUCAAACACUAGAGAAACAGCUUUUAUCACUUCAGAUUUCAAGUUUUGCACCUGAAGCUGCAGGGUCGUGUGCAAAAGUGCUCAUAUAGUACACUAGAAUCAGGUUUACUUGUUAGAUUUGUAACUUAUUCAAAAACGUUUUAAAAACACAACACCUUUCUCCAUAUUCAAUUUUUAGAAAUCGAUGAGAACAAGAAUAUUGUUUUAACUAGCCUAAUUAACCCACGACACUUCACAUACUUUUGCCAUUUGAUAUUUUGUUGUUAUUUGAGCAUGUUGAGUGGGACAAAAAAGUGCCAAGUUUGCAAAGCUUUAUAAUAUUUUAUUUUAAAAUGUAUGGCCAUUAUUUAUAAAUUAAUUACGAAUACAUACUUGUUCAUAGGUGGUUUUGUUUCCUAUCAUCGAAUCAUCAUGAUUAGAGUCUGUUUUUCUUUAACGCUUUCAUUAAACUGACAUUGAUAUAAGCUCCUGUUUUCCAUACAAUUUAUUAAGCUAGCUUUUCCUUGUUUACCCAACAGUGUUUUGAAAGGUCUCUAUAAACUGCGCUCUUGGCCUUCUAAUCUCUUCCUUUUGACAUCUGUGUCAUGAAACGUUAUUAAACUGCAAGCCCAUUUAUGCUAUGUGUAAAACUGUAUGACAAGUUUAUGUUGCAUAUUCUGAAUCUUCUUAUACCGUCUUCAUCUAUGAAAAGUUACAUUCAAAAUAUACACUGGUUCAUAAGACUUCAUAACCAUGAGAUUUUCAUCAGUUUUGUACUUUUGAUACCUGUUCAUCUUCACAUGGUUACAGACAGCAAAGCUGUAAACCUAACUGUUGGAAUUUAUCUACACCUGUUCAGAGGCCAAUAUUUGGCCCCAAGUUUGAAGAGUUGUCUUGUAUUUCACUAACAGAACCAAUAUAGAGGAACAGGCUAUAUUGCUUUGUGUUUAACAUUAUUGCAUUGAAUGCAAUGUUAAAAUACAGUAGAAAUCCCUGCAAUGUCUUGACUCAUCCGUUAGCUGUCAACAUGGUAUUAGUUAUUAAUUUCUACUGACUCAAUUUUGUUGUAGUCUAUUCGGAAGAUGGUUCCAAAAUGGAUCAUUAAUUAUUUUGACAAGUUGAAGAAUUUGGCACACCUUCGAGGUACCGUAUUCGACAUAAUAAGCACCCAGGAAGCUCUCAAAAUUAAUAGGGGGCUCUCAUUAGAAUAUUAUUUUGGUGAAAAACAACAGAGUUGAAAGAUCAUAAAUUUCGUGGUUUAUGCUGACA
Molecule: messenger RNA, 3580 nt
Organism: Haliotis rufescens (red abalone)
Lineage: Eukaryota; Metazoa; Mollusca; Gastropoda; Lepetellida; Haliotidae
Product: protein BANP-like
Exons: 11
Coding region: 143-1399 (418 amino acids)
Biological process (GO): protein localization to nucleus; negative regulation of protein catabolic process
Molecular function (GO): DNA binding
Source: RefSeq, a predicted model, not a curated record